Messenger RNA from Poeciliopsis prolifica (blackstripe livebearer), 2032 nucleotides. RefSeq names its product retinoschisin 1a (gene rs1a). The transcript has 6 exons. Bases 59 to 754 code for a protein of 231 amino acids. The record is from RefSeq and is a predicted model, not a curated record. Lineage: Eukaryota; Metazoa; Chordata; Actinopteri; Cyprinodontiformes; Poeciliidae.
CUUGUCCCUGCUGCUCACUCAUUUGUGAGUCCAGUCUGGUGUGGAAGCGGGUUGGAAGAUGGCGCUCAUCGUGCAGCACUCUCUGCUCGCUCUACUUCUUCUAGGAACUGACGUGCUCCUCAGGAUUCAUGCUCAAGAGACUGCCGCUUCUGAGGCAUGGACCACCAAGUCUUGCAAAUGUGACUGCGAUGGAGCCGAAUCUCCAACAGAGUUUUCCAUCAUGGGGUCUGGCUCUAUGGUGAAAGGAGUGGAUUGCAUGCCAGAGUGUCCGUAUCACAGGCCUCUUGGAUUCGAGGCAGGAUCUGUGAGUCCAGACCAAGUCACCUGCUCUAACCAGGAGCAGUACACCGGCUGGUUCUCCUCAUGGCUCCCGAGCAAAGCCAGGCUCAACAGCCAAGGCUUCGGGUGUGCUUGGCUGUCCAAAUUCCAGGACAACAGUCAGUGGCUCCAGAUCGACCUGAAGGAGGUGAUGGUGGUUUCGGGGAUCCUCUCUCAGGGCCGCUGUGAUGCCGACGAGUGGGUCACCAAGUACAGCGUCCAGUACCGCACAGACGAGAAGCUCAACUGGAUUUAUUACAAAGACCAAACUGGGAACAACAGGGUGUUUUAUGGAAACUCUGACCGCUCAUCAUCCGUCCAGAACCUCCUCAGGCCGCCCAUCGUGGCUCGCUUCAUCCGCAUUCUCCCCCUCGGAUGGCACACUCGCAUUGCUCUGCGCGUGGAGUUGCUGCUCUGCAUGAAGAAGUGCAUGUGAAUCUCUCCUCCUCGCAUCCCUCAAAGCAUUGUCCCAGACCCCUGCGUGGCAUUUGAUUAUGUAUUCACAGAUCUCCAGGAAAACAAAUUGACCCUGAAAUAUUCACGACCUCAAACCGUUUUUGCAUCCGACGUGCUUCCAUUAAACUAGGUUUGUUUGAUAUGUGCAGUGUGCUUUCAUUCAGUCCGCUCUGCUUUGUCUGUGCUACACCAAUCUCUCUCGCCGGGGCUCCGGUUUGAAGAGUUCUCAAAGGGUGGCUCGGUUUGCAAUGAAAUGGCAUAAAUUCAAAGCAAUAAUUAGUGGCUGAGGAGAAGAGGCAGCGUUGCUAUGAGGGGUUCGUUGCCACUGGUUUGUGGUGUUGUGUGAAGGAACCAGACAGUCCAUGAAAUACACACCAAGUCUAUUCAUUAGUUAAAUAUGUUACAUUAUGAAAAAUAUCUCGCAUAGGUACAAAAAUCAAAACUCUUUCUGGUCUUGAAUCCAGAUUAGCGAGAUAAUUUAAUUUCAUUCUUUCCAUAAAAAAGGAAAAUUAAUUAAUGUCUUUUCCAAAAGGUGAUCGGUUUCCUUGUGCACUUUGUCUUAAAUUAAAGAUCUUCUGAAAAUGAAUGUGAGCUAUUUUAAGUAUUUAUUUUCUGAAAGAGUGAUGUCACAAGCGCUUACUGUACAGUUUGUUUCUCUGUGAUUGGCAAACUGGGCUCAUUGCUGCACAGAACAAUGCGGUACAACCCAUAAGUAAUGAGAUGUGAAUGCACACAGCCGACAUGCAAACAAUAAGAAUGAUCCAGAGGCCAAGUUUUCAUUUUUGUUUAGCUCUAAGGAACAAAUGCAAAAGCUCCUGCGGCAGAGAGCUGUUUAGUGUGAAGACAUUGUUGGUUUACAAAAACAGAUCAAAUCUACAUUUUACUACAAGCAUAUUUUCAUUUGCUUCGUCUCAAACCUUUUGAAACCUGUGAUUUAAACCACAAUUUCAAUGAUUCCUGAAAGUGAUCAAUAUUUAACUUGUUAUCCCGAGUGACUUUAUGCUCCAUGGAAUGCAAACAGUAACAUUCAGUAGGUUUACAUAGGGCUGCUUUCCAUUUAAAUACCUUCUCCUUUCCUUCUUGUUAACUUAGUUUUUGUUAGUUCUUUUCCCGGGUAGCUUCACUGUUGCCGUGUUGUGUUUGUGAUAAAACGUCCCGUUCUUUUCCCAUGAUGCUUUGGGAUGCCCUCCCAAAUCGAAGAUGUGUCCUUUACUGUACCUUUAAAUUGUUUUCCUAGAUUAAACCCACACAUAUGUUG